UCCCCUGGCCCUCCCGCCUCCUUGGUCCCUCACUCAUCUAACCUUCCUUUUUCACACCUUGCGUGAACUUGUGCUCUAGUGCAGGAUGAACUGUCUCCCACCAGCUACAUUGGGGAGGUGGGAGUGUGGAGACAGAGGGCACCCCCUUUUCCUCGUUCCCCAGCAUGGCACUGCCCCUAAGCACCUCGCACAGGACGGACUUCGUUUUUGGAGCGUCCUGUCUUUCUCUAGGUCUAGGGUGGUGGAUAUGGGACGCUGGCUGCAGGUCUCUCUUUUCCUAGGAGGCUCAGGUGGGUGUCAAGGGCCGGGACCCCCUUGUUUGGCCGUCCGGAGUGUUCCCUGCCCAAGCACAGCGAGGAGGAGCUGGGUCACAGGUCCUGGUGACAUCACGGGACAAUUACUGCCACAGAGCUGGAGAAGCUCGGGCUUGGUGACAGUGUGGACCUGCACGUGUAUGAGAUUCCCGUCGAGUACCAGACGGUCCAGAGGCUCAUCCCUGCCCUGUGGGAGAAGCACAGCCCACAGCUCGUGGUGCAUGUGGGGGUGUCGGGCAUGGCGACCACGGUCACACUGGAGAAGUGCGGGCAUAACAAGGGCUACAAGGGGCUGGACAACUGUCGCUUCUGCCCCGGCUCCCAGUGCUGCGUGGAGGAUGGCCCGGAAAGCAUUGACUCCAUCAUCGACAUGGACGCUGUCUGUAAGAGGGUCACUACGCUGGGCCUGGACGUGUCCGUGACCAUCUCACAGGAUGCCGGAAGGUACCUCUGUGACUUCACCUACUACACCUCGCUGUACCAGAGUCAUGGCCGCUCAGCCUUUGUUCACGUGCCUCCCCUGGGCAAGCCCUACAACGCAGACCAGCUGGGCAGGGCGCUUCGGGCCAUCAUCGAGGAGAUGCUGGAUGUCCUGGAGCAGUCAGAAGGCAAAAUCAGCUGUCGCCACAAACACUGAGAGCCUCUUGGGCCUCCCAAGAUCUCGUCCUACUAGAGACCCCAGGAGGGAUGUCCGCCCUCCCAGGACCUGGCCAAUGAGGAUCAGCGCAUCAGCUGGGGAUCUGAUUUGGAUCAAUAUUCUGACUUACACACUUCCUCUCCCUUCUUCCUCUGAGAAAGGGCUGGUCGCCUGGAAGGAGGUGGCUGAAAAUUUUUUUCUCUAUUUCCCUUUGCAUCUGGGACACAGCCCCAGUGACUGGGAAGCUGGUGGCUUCUGAUCUCCGCAGGGAAUCCCGGUCAGGUGGGUCUUUGCUCUUGAGCCCUCAGCUGGGGCCACCUGCUCACCUGCUUUUCUAAGUCUCUGAUGAAGGGAUUCUGGAGUUCCCUCCGUCCAUGACUGGUUUUUCCCAAACUUAAAACCUCCUUGAAGAGUCUUUGCCCUGAACCACGUCGCAACAGUCGGGAUGGCCCCAGAAAGGGCUGCCCUGGGAUAUGGCUGGAGCUUUUUUUUCUUCUCUUUCUUAUUCUCUUUUUUAAAAACAAUAGUGCUAGUUUGGGCACAGAGGAAUUUAUAUUCCCUUUGGUUAAAAGGCAGGAUUUCGUGGACAGCAACAUGUCUUUUCUUUUUCCUGGGAUGCAGCCCUGUCUUGCCUCUUUCUCUGAAAACAGGACCCACGUCUUUGUAUUGGA
Messenger RNA from Enhydra lutris kenyoni (northern sea otter), 1622 nucleotides. RefSeq names its product pyroglutamyl-peptidase I. Lineage: Eukaryota; Metazoa; Chordata; Mammalia; Carnivora; Mustelidae. The transcript is spliced from 4 exons. The record is from RefSeq and is a predicted model, not a curated record. Gene Ontology annotation, biological process: proteolysis. Gene Ontology annotation, molecular function: pyroglutamyl-peptidase activity. Gene Ontology annotation, cellular component: cytosol. The coding region runs from base 553 to 951 and encodes 132 amino acids.